Messenger RNA from Solanum pennellii, 885 nucleotides. RefSeq lists its product as uncharacterized. The record is from RefSeq and is a predicted model, not a curated record. The coding region runs from base 1 to 885 and encodes 294 amino acids. NCBI's taxonomy places the organism in Eukaryota, Viridiplantae, Streptophyta, Magnoliopsida, Solanales, Solanaceae. The transcript is spliced from 3 exons.
AUGUGUCCUCACACUAGUGGUGUAGUGAUUGAACCUCCUGAACCAAAAGUCAUGUCUGAUAGGCCACCAAAGUGCAGGAGAAAGACAAAUAAUGAGCCUAGGAAAAAGUAUGGAAAGUUGUCCAAAAGAGGAGUAAAAAUGACCUGUUCCCUGUGUCAUCAAGUUGGAACGGGACAACCUGGAGGCUACCCAAACAGGCAACUAAGCUCAAGCCAACUACCAAUGUCUAGCCAACCAUCAAGCUCAAGCAAGCCACCAUUGUUUAGCCAACCAUCAAGCUCAAGCCAGCCACCACUUUUUAGUAGACCAUCAAUCUCAAGUAAGCCACCAGUAUUCAAUCAUCAAGGCAAUUCUAUAUGUUUUGAUUCUUCAGCUGUUAGAAGAGAGAAACAACCUCCUAAAAGCAGAGGCACAUGCAGAGGCAGAGACACUGGGAGAGGCACUGGCAGAGGCACUGGGAGAGGUACUGACAGAGGAACUGGUAGAGGCACUGGGAGAGGCACUGAGAGAGGUACUGACACUGGCAGAGAAAUUGGAAGAGGCACUGGUAGAGACAUUGGAGGUGUAUCAAGUCAGCAACCUGAUCAACCAAGGGCUAUGAAAGCUUCAAUAUCAACAGGAAGACAAAAGAGGACCAAGACUAUAGGAUUUGGCAUCUAUAAAAAUGCAAGUGGUAGUCAAACCUUUAAUCCUGGUACUGCAGGAGAAAAAGCUGUCAAUCCGAGAGUUUAUAGGGAUGCAUCUCCAACAAAUAUUGAUAUUGGUUAUAAGCCUCGAGGACUCAAGUGGAAUGGUGGAAAUGCUGUCGCUGGUUCACAGUUGCAACGAAUCACUCAGUCAAGAAAAAACAAGCGUGGAACAUCUAGUGCACCAAAAAAUGCCUAA